AAGUGAUCAACCUCUCCUUCAACCACUCUCUAUGUCACCCACAUAUUUAUAUCUUCGAGCACACGUAUGUGAGAUGACAUACACGCGUUGAGCUAGCUAGCAUCCAUAGAUGAUACAGGUCGCAAAAGGCAGCACCCAUAUAGAACCAUCGUUGCAGCUUGCCCAGCAGAGUUUGCAUUCGGACCAGUCGCCGGAGAAGCUCAGCGGAGCCGAUGGAGGAGGACUACGUGUUCAAGGUGGUGGUGAUCGGCGACUCGGGGGUGGGGAAGACGCAGCUGCUGGGGCGCUUCACCCGCGACGAGUUCCACCUCGACUCCAAGUCCACCAUCGGCAUCGAGUUCCAGACGCGCACCGUCGUCAUCGCGCGGCGGCGCGUCAAGGCCCAGAUCUGGGACACGGCGGGGCAGGAGCGGUACAGGGCGGUCACCAGCGCCUACUACCGGGGCGCGCUGGGCGCCAUGCUCGUCUACGACGUCACGCGGCGGGCCACCUUCCAGCACGUCGCGCGGUGGGUCGCCGAGCUCCGCGCGCACGCCGACAAGUCCAUCGUCGUUGUGCUCGUCGGCAACAAGGCCGACCUCGCCGCGCUGCCGGGACGCCGCGAGGUGGAGGUUGAAGAGGCGGAGGCUUUUGCAGAGGAGCAGGGGCUCUUCUUCUUCGAGGCGUCCGCGCUCAGCGGGGACAACGUCGAGGCCGCGUUCAUGGGUCUGCUCGGGGAGAUACACGCCACCGUAUCCAGGAAACGGCUGGAGGUGGAGGACAAGGUGGGGAGAAGCGGCGGUGACGGUGGGGCCGCCGACGUGCUGGUGCUCAAGGGGCUGUCGCUGUCUCAGGAGCUGUCCAUGAUGGAAACCAGCGCCAUGAAGACACCAAGCAGGUGUUCUUCAUGCUCCUGAUACGAUUUACCUCAUGUCUGACGGAUUGAACAAUUCUUAGACUGAGUAGACAAGCUGUCACUCAUUACGGUGCUUUCUCUUCUUUUCUUUCGUCCAGCAAAGAAAUAGAUUGUUUUCUCUUGGUGAGAAAAAAGAUCUCAGCAGAGAUAUAACAGGUGUAAAUUAUACUGUGAUUUAGUAACAUGAAUGUGAAGAAACAA
Messenger RNA from Lolium rigidum, 1096 nucleotides. RefSeq names its product ras-related protein Rab11A-like. The transcript has a single exon. NCBI's taxonomy places the organism in Eukaryota, Viridiplantae, Streptophyta, Magnoliopsida, Poales, Poaceae. Bases 213 to 896 code for a protein of 227 amino acids. Gene Ontology annotation, molecular function: GTP binding; GTPase activity. The record is from RefSeq and is a predicted model, not a curated record. Gene Ontology annotation, cellular component: endosome.